Messenger RNA from Hydatigera taeniaeformis, 366 nucleotides. The record is from the annotation of a GenBank genome assembly. NCBI's taxonomy places the organism in Eukaryota, Metazoa, Platyhelminthes, Cestoda, Cyclophyllidea, Taeniidae.
AUGUGCCAUUUUUCGCCUUCCCCCAUUCCUUUUCUUAAACUCACCCAAGUGCUUGACUUUGAACCCUAUGCUGUGCUUUUGAUGAGCCUUUUCUCGGAGUACUUCAAGCUACAAUCACAGUACUUGGAGUCCCGAUUAAAGGAAUUGUUGAAGGCUGCCGAGGUACUUUCUCAAGAGGACAAAAAGAUUGUUCUCAAGGUUCAGAAACUCUGGUUAGACUCAAAGCGCAAUCUAUCCUGGGAGGUGGAACAAUUCAAUCAGUUGGCAACGCUUUUGAAGGAUGCUGAGGCCGCAUUUUCCAAAUAUGAGGUGAUUAUUUCUGAACAGUGUUUAAAUUUUUCAAUAUUAAUGGGAAGUUUUAAAUAA